Messenger RNA from Belonocnema kinseyi, 3732 nucleotides. RefSeq names its product tyrosine-protein phosphatase non-receptor type 11-like. NCBI's taxonomy places the organism in Eukaryota, Metazoa, Arthropoda, Insecta, Hymenoptera, Cynipidae. The transcript has 19 exons. Gene Ontology annotation, biological process: protein dephosphorylation. The record is from RefSeq and is a predicted model, not a curated record. Gene Ontology annotation, molecular function: protein tyrosine phosphatase activity. The coding region runs from base 232 to 3465 and encodes 1077 amino acids.
AUUAAGAAGAGUGAUUCGUUUCUCUGUAGUGAAGAAAAACGGCGUAGUGCCUGAAUCAUAAUGCAAAAGUUUUAUUUUUUUAUUUUCCUUUCUGAAAUGUGAAAAUGUCCGAACGGUGGCCAAGUUUAGUGAGGCUUUGCUUGUCAAUUUAUUGAAUUCAUCCAAAAAGACAGUUUUAUAGAAGACAGGAUGUAUUAUUGAUUACCAGGUGGUUGUAAUUGUAAUCACGACAUGGCAUCGCGCAGAUGGUUUCAUCCGAACAUAUCAGGUUUAGAAGCCGAACGACUAUUAAUGGAACGUGGAUAUGACAGUUCUUUUCUGGCAAGGCCUAGUUCUUCUAAUCCGGGGGAUUUCACCUUAUCUGUUAGGCGAAACGGAGAAGUGACUCACAUAAAAAUCCAGAACACAGGAGAUUUUUAUGACCUAUACGGAGGUGAAAAAUUCGCCACACUUUCUGAACUCGUCCAGUUCUAUAUGGAAAACGGUGGACAGCUGCGAGAAAAAAAUGGCGAAGUUAUAGAACUAAGAUAUCCAUUAAACUGCGCUGAUCCAACGACUGAAAGGUGGUUCCAUGGUCAUUUAUCCGCGAAAGAGGCCGAGCGUCUGAUGUUGGAACGUGGUAAAAACGGCUCCUUUCUCGUCCGUGAAUCACAGAGCAAACCUGGUGAUUUUGUUUUAUCUGUGCGGACGGAUGAUCGUGUGACUCACGUUAUGAUUCGAACUCAGGAUAAUAAAUACGACGUCGGCGGAGGUAACAAAUUUGAUAGUCUCAGUGAUCUUAUAGAACACUACAAGCGUAAUCCGAUGGUGGAAACUAGUGGAAGUGUUGUUCAUCUUCGGCAACCUUUCAAUGCGACGCGAAUAAAUGCUAGUGGAAUUGAGAGCAGAGUUAGGCAAUUGCACAAAGAAAAUGGCUGUUCCAAUGGAUGGCUUUGCUGGAAUGGUGCAGCAACAAGCGAAGAAGGUGGAACUGUUCGGGGAAAGGGAAAGGCUGGCUUUUGGGAAGAAUUUGAAUCUUUACAGCAACUCGAAUGCCGUCAUCUCUUCUCGAGACAAGAAGGAUUGCGGCCUGAAAAUCGAGCCAAAAAUCGAUACAAGAAUAUUCUGCCAUUUGACCACACAAGGGUUCUUCUGAAGGAUGCUGAUCCCAAUGUGCCUGGGUCGGAUUACAUAAAUGCUAAUUAUAUAAAUAAUGAAGAAAAAGAUGGUUCGGGUCUCGGAAUUGGAGUGGGAGAUAAUGUACUCAAUAAAUGCUACAUAGCGACGCAAGGCUGUUUGCCGAAUACCAUUCAAGACUUUUGGCACAUGGUUUAUCAGGAAAACACUCGAGUGAUCGUUAUGACUACAAAAGAAAUCGAAAGAGGGAAGAAUAAGUGUGCGCGAUAUUGGCCAGAGGAAAAGGGCGAGGUUAGUGAGUACGGCGGGGAAUGGAAGGUACGGGCACUCGGUGCUACGUCGACAGCAGAUUAUACCUUGCGCGAAUUUCUACUCCAAGGAAAUAAGCCCAACUUCUCAGAACCAAGAACGAUUUACCACUACCACUUUCAGGCAUGGCCUGAUCAUGGAGUCCCGUCGGAUCCAGGUUGUGUUUUGAAUUUCCUCCAUGACGUUAAUGCUAGGCAAGAAUCAAUUGCCGCGACUGCUACACCUGGAGUUCCGAGUAGUCUAACGCCUACCAAUGUUGGGCCAAUUCUCGUUCAUUGUAGUGCAGGAAUUGGCAGAACUGGCACAUUUAUCGUCAUUGAUAUGAUACUGGAUCAGAUUAAACGCCACGGGCUCGACUGUGAAAUUGACAUACAAAGAACCAUUCAGAGGGUAAGGUCUCAACGAUCCGGAAUGGUUCAGACUGAAGCGCAGUACAAAUUUGUGUACCUCGCUGUUUUGCAUUAUAUUGAAACCGUAUCGCAACGUAUGCAAGCCGAACAGAAAUCGCUGCAAUUAGGCCGAGAAUAUACCAAUAUUCGCUACAAAAGCGAAUCUAAUGCCAUUAAUUCUGGCCUCGGAGAGACGCCAAUCUCUACGCCAACUGUGCUUUCAAAUUCGGCGAGUUUUAAUCUCCCAUCUCCAGUCGGAAGCCUCAGACCGAAUCCAGCUGAAGAACUCAUAGAUCCACAUUCUUUUUAUUACAAUAGGCAUCGUAAAGAAAUGCAGAAACCUAUGAAAGAUGAAAAAAGAAGCUCAGUCGAUACUGUUACUUCUACGGAAAGUCCCGCAGAAUCUGUGGAUUCUCUGAAUUGCGAUUGUGAACAAAAGUUGCAGGAAUGCAGAGAUGAGAAGCUAAACAAAUUGCCAUUUGAGCUAUUUUCUAAAAGACUAGUGAAUAUGCUAUUAGCGCAAGUAGUUUUUGAGGAAGAAGAUGAUAUUUUUAAAGGAAAGGUUCACAUAGAAGCGAGUGUCUCUCAGAUGGAAGUUCUUCGUGAUUUUGGAAGUGGAAAAGUAUCUAUAAGACAAGUUGACUCAAUUCUCAGCGAUAUAAUAAAAACUCCUAAAACUACCUUUCUUCAAGAUGCAAUCAAUUAUUCAGAAUUACUUUUUUCCACUAUCAAUACUCAUAGGAACACAUGUAUUGGAAUACUAGUCGCAAUAAGUAUAAUAAUUUUAAGCAGAUUCGUAACGUGGACGAGAGGAACGAUAAUUUUUCUCAUCUUUGAUAUGAUUAUCAUCAUCAGUUUUUUCAUGACGUGGUACCAACUCAUUAAGGAGGCUGAAAUUAAACAAACAGCAAAACAAAUGGUUUAUGCAAACCUGCCGCUGGAAUGUCAACCCGACAAAAUGAGCAUGAUCCAAUACAUUAUUUCGAAAAUUUCAUUUAAAGAAAGCACAUUUGAAUGUGAAAAGUAUUUUGAGGCGAGGACGAUUGAUCCAGUCGCUCAAGUGACACCAGCUCACGCUUUAUCUCAUAUGUGCACUAAUUUUAUUAUUCAUCCUGUGAGUUUAGCUGGACACAUGGUCGGGAACUUCGUUGAAAAUGCCACUGGAAGAAUGUCGUGGCCAAUGAAAUGGGUCGUGACGCUUUUACUCUUCAUUGGAGUCGCUUUAGUUAUAGUUAUGCUUCCAUUUUCUCUAUUCGGAGGAUCACUCGGUAUCGGAUUCGGCCCACUUUUCCAUUUUACGUUAAGCGGAGCCAAGCAGAAGGAAAGGAGGCGUUUAAGCGAGGGAAACAGACGAGAAAGGAUUGAACUAAUUCGAGAAUUGCCGACAAAUGUCACAAUUCCGAGGAUAGAAUUGAGUUCUAAGAAAAUAAAAGAAACGACAGAUAUUGCUCGGUUGGAAAUAGAGAACAAGGAUUUGAAAGAGGAAGAGACGAUGUUGGAAAGUGGUUUGGAUUUUGUUUCUUUCGAUCAAGCUAAAGGAGAUUCUGCCAUUUCUGAUGAGUGCGAUGAGGAAACUCGUAAACUAGAAUUAAGCGAUAAAGAAAAAAUCAAGACGAAGUCCAUUCAAGAAGCUGGAGGCGGAGACGGUUGAGCUUAAGACUGGUCGAGGUAGCUUUUCUAUAUUUUUAUAAUUAACGGAAAAGUAUAAAAGAUUAGGGCAAUAUAUUUUUAAUAAUUUUACUAUAAGAUUGAAAUUUUCGGUGAAAUCUGUUCACAAAAAUAUAAUGUCUAUAUAAAUAAAUCCAGGGUGUCUACUCUACCUGAAAUUAUCAGGGAAUUUUUUUUAAGUCAGGGAAUGGUUUCGAGUACGCGAUUAAUUUUUUUUUUUUUUUUAAUUGCAAUAUAAAAUUUAAUAGCG